UGUGUCCAAAUACCGACUGAGUUCUCUCUCUCUCUCUCUCCAUCUCUCCCUCCCUUCCUCUCUUCGUUAUAUCCCCGCUCACCACAGCUCGAGUAUCAGUUACCGGGUCCCGACCAAUCCCCGCGCGCUGUCUGAGCUCGAGAGGAGACAGCAGCGGAGAGAGAGGGGAGAGAAAGAGAGAGAGCAGCACACACCCAACCAUCUAUAUAUCCAGCGUCUAUCCUCCUUCGUCCCCUUUCCCAGCACACAGGCAGCUCCAUCUCACCUCUUUUCCUCCCCUCACCCGCCAGGUCCUCCUGACUGCAGCUGUUUGGGUCAACCGGAGAGGCGCGAGGCAGGAUGCGCGAUGGGACAAGCGUGCGGACACGCGCUCCUCUGCCGUAGCCAACCGCCGUCCUCCGAGAUACGCGGUCAGCAAGUGUUUCUGCGUCCUGAGGACAGUUCAGCUCCAGCCCUGACUACCAGACAGUCCACCACGUUGUCCGAACAACUCCAGAACCAGAAUCUGCUUUAUUGCCAGGAUGCUUUGCUGCGGCUGGCGGCUGUUGUUGACGCGCGCUCGCUGCGAGUGGCCCUUCGAGACAGCAUACAGGAGCUGCUACCCAGCACGGAGUGUGUAUGUGUCUACAUGCUGGAGGGAGACUCGAGGCUGCUAUCUGACAACCCGCCACAUGAACUCCCACAGGAGGGAAAGAUCAGGAGUAUCGCGGAGCAGCUGAAGCGAUGUCAGAGUGCCGGCCUCCCUCUGUCCGAACUGCCGGAAAAAUACAGAAUCUGCCUCGCAGCACCGUUACCAGCACACAGAAGAGCUGUUGUCAUUCCUAUCUUGGACCAGGAGCGAGACAAGGCCAUCGCUGUCUUACUGGUGGGCUGUAAUCCGCUAUCUGAUCAGGAUGAACUGCAUCUUAAUAUGCUGGAAAAACACGCCUCAGUGGCGUGUGUGCGUGUCCAGGCUGUUCAGACAUCCUACCAGAGGCCUCCUCUCAGCCCCUCUCCCGUACAGUCCCACAAUGCAUUGCUGCACCUCAAUGUCUCGGACCAGGACUACUCCGAACUGGACCGCAACAUCCUGCAACUCUGCGGUGAGCUCUUUGACCUUGAUGCAGCCUCUCUCCAGCUCAAAGUCAUAAAUUAUCUGCAACAGCAGACUCACUCGCAGUGCUGUUGUUUGCUGCUGGUGUCCGAGGACAACCACCAGCUUUUCUGCCAGGUAGUUGGAGACAAAGUACUGGAGGAGGAGAUCAGCUUCCCGCUGAUGUUUGGACGCUUUGGUCAGGUUGUCGAGAAGAAGAAGUCAAUUACUCUUCAGGACAUCAGUGCUGAGGAGCGGAGGCAGCUGUCCAGUAUGUUGGGCUGUGAGAUCUCUUCCAUGCUUUGUGUACCAGUGGUCAGCAGGGCCACUGGUCAGGUUGUGGCGCUAGCAUGCGCCUUCAACAAGCAGGGUGGGCAGAGACACACAGAGGCAGAUGAGCAUGCAAUCCAGCACUGUUUCUGCUACACUUCAACGGUCCUCACUUCUACAUUGGCCUUCCAGAAAGAACAGAAACUCAAAGUGGAGUGCCAGGCGCUCUUGCAAGUGGCCAAGAAUCUCUUCACACACUUGGAUGACGUGUCAGUGCUGUUACAGGAAAUUAUAGUGGAGGCCAGGAACCUCAGUGAUGCAGAGAUCUGUUCCGUGUUUCUGCUGGAUCGUGUCAGUCAUGAGUUGGUGGCAAAGGUGUUUGACGGGGGCGUGGUUAGUGACGAGGAGAAGGAGUUCCGUAUUCCAGCAGAUCAGGGUAUUGCAGGUCACGUGGCGACCACUGGCCAGAUCUUGAACAUUAAGGACGCCUACUCCCAUCCUCUCUUCUACCGGGGCGUGGACGACAGCACCGGCUUCAGGACUCGCAACAUCCUCUGCUUCCCCAUCAAAGAUGAGAACAAUGAGGUGAUCGGGGUGGCUGAGUUGGUGAAUAAAAUGAAUGGGCCGUGGUUCAACCGCUUUGACGAGGACCUAGCCACAGCUUUCUCCAUCUACUGUGGUAUCAGCAUCGCCCAUUCUCUGCUCUACAAGAAAGUCCAUGAAGCUCAGUUCAGGUCCCACCUGGCCAAUGAAAUGAUGAUGUACCAUAUGAAGGUUUCAGAGGAAGAGGUGUCUAAGCUGCUGGUGACAGGGAUCGAACCAGUGACGGAGAUCGACCCCUGCUACGCUGAGUUCACGUACACGCCCCGUUCCCUGUCUGAUGACGCCACACCCAUGUGCAUCCUCAGCAUGUUUGAAGACAUGGGUUUCAUCAACACAUACAAGAUUGACCUGCACACUCUCGCCAGGUUCUGUCUGAUGGUGAAGAAAGGCUACAGGGACCCUCCCUACCACAACUGGAUGCACGCCUUCUCGGUCUCACACUUCUGCUACUUGCUCUACAAAAACCUAGGGCUGUCCAACUACCUCGAGGAUAUAGAGAUUCUAGCUCUCUUCGUCUCCUGUAUGUGCCAUGACCUGGACCACCGUGGCACCAACAAUUCUUUCCAAGUCGCCUCACAAUCUGUGCUGGCUGCUCUCUACAGCUCAGAGGGAUCUGUGAUGGAGAGACAUCACUUCGCCCAGGCCAUCGCCAUUCUGAACACUUUUGGCUGCAACAUCUUUGAGAAGUUCUCCAGGAAGGACUACCAGCGUGUUCUGGAUUUGAUUAGAGACAUCAUUCUGGCUACAGACCUGGCUCACCACCUUCGCAUUUUCAAGGACUUGCAGAAAAUGGCUGAUGACGGAUACAACCCAAAAAGCCGUACCCACCGCUCCAUGCUGCUGUGCCUGUUGAUGACAUCGUGUGACCUGUCAGAUCAAACCAAGGGCUGGAAAACCACACGCAAGAUUGCUGAGCUGAUUUAUAAAGAGUUCUUCUCUCAAGGAGAUCUGGAAAAAGCCAUGGGGAACAGGCCCAGUGAGAUGAUGGACAGAGAGAAAGCGUACAUCCCAGAACUACAGAUAAGCUUCAUGGAACAUAUCGCCAUGCCCAUUUACAAGCUACUAUCUGAACUCUUUCCUGGGGCCACUGAGCUGUACGAGAGAGUGGCAGCAAAUCGGGAGCAGUGGACCAAAGUGUCCCACAAGUUCACCAUCCGUGGGUUGCCUAGCAACAACAGCCUAGACUUCCUGGACCAGGAAUAUGAGCUGCUGCAGUCCCAGGGUGCUUUUGGGAGCGACGACCACUGCCUCAAUGGUUGCCUUGAUGAUGCAGAAGGAGGGAGGGGUCAGUGACAACAGCGGGGUUGGCUGACGGUUUCAUGAAGUUUUCUGUGGUCCAAUAAGAGGCUGAGGAUACCUUUUUCGCGACCUAAGAGGGAGGGAUCCCUCUGCUGUCAAUCACUUAGAUGCUUAGUAAGCCAUGCUGAAUGGACAGGAUAAGUGAUUUGAAAUGAGUGGAUCCAUCUGAGCCGGUUCAGUGAUGAGAUGCUACAUGUGGCUUGUGUCUCCAGUUCAGGAAAGCAGAAGGUGGUGACUUUAUCUUUUUCAGCAGCUAUACUGGAAAAAUAAGUCUUGACCACAAGUCACAAGUUCAUUCAAAGAGUACUGAUCCUGAUUACGAUUGUAAAAACACACACACAUACACAAUGACACACUUAUGUACAUGCACAUACUGUUUAUACACGCAACAGAGAAAAAAAAUCAUUCUUAUGGAAAAAGACUACUUCAACAUGUAACAGUGAAAUAAAGUGCUAAACUUUCUGUAAAAUGUUCCAUAAUAGCUUGUAUUGAUUUCAGUGGCUCAGCUUUGUUUUCACACAAGCAGCUGCCAAUCCUUCACCUGAUGCUUAUGAAUGCAUGCUGUAUGGACACCUCAUGUAUUAUUCCUUUUUAUCUUUGUCAGUUUUUUUCUCCAUGGCUAAGAAAUGAAUGCAGUCCAUUUUUAUACCACCAGAACAGAUUUUUGUAUUCUGCUCUUCAAAGUAUAUUUAAUUAAUUCAUUGCCAUGAAGUUGUAUUGUGGAGGUUUGUUUACUUACACAGCAUUAUAGGCCUCAUGUGCAUUGACUCACUUUGCCUCAUUUUUGGGAGGCUUAAGGGACAGUUUGACAAUCAAUGACAGAGUCACAGAUCCCAGGCCACAACAUCCCAUGCAUAAAACAUUGAAAACACACACCCUGUGCAUUUUAACUGCAUGUCACUGCAUCAAGCCUGCAUCUACAGCUCAAACAAAAGCCAAUCAUGACCUAAAACACACCCUUGCUUUAUUUUUCUCAGCCAACCUUCCCAUUCCCUUGCACCUUUCUCACCUCCCUUUACUUUUUAGUGUACUGAUCUCAUCAUAAACUACAUUAGACAGAGAGCAACCGAAGCCCUUUAAAAGAUCCAUCUCAUCUGUUAGUGUAAAUGUGCCAGAGUAGAGCGUGUUAUAUGGACUGUGUCAUAUGGAUCUGCCUUAUUGCGCAUCUUUGCUGCCUUUCUUAGAGCUUU
Messenger RNA from Micropterus salmoides (largemouth bass), 4434 nucleotides. It is a transcript of the gene pde2a, whose product is annotated as cGMP-dependent 3',5'-cyclic phosphodiesterase. Gene Ontology annotation, cellular component: mitochondrial inner membrane; mitochondrial matrix; cytosol. Gene Ontology annotation, biological process: regulation of mitochondrion organization; negative regulation of receptor guanylyl cyclase signaling pathway; positive regulation of gene expression. Gene Ontology annotation, molecular function: 3',5'-cyclic-AMP phosphodiesterase activity; protein homodimerization activity; 3',5'-cGMP-stimulated cyclic-nucleotide phosphodiesterase activity. The record is from RefSeq and is a predicted model, not a curated record. NCBI's taxonomy places the organism in Eukaryota, Metazoa, Chordata, Actinopteri, Centrarchiformes, Centrarchidae.